GGAUUGUGUCUUGACAGAGCUCACCAUGAAAAACCAAUUUACCAUAUUUUCUGGUAAGAACAGAACUGCAAUCAAUUUCUCCACAUGAAGAAGACCUCCUAGGAAUUUUCAAAUGUUGAGAGACUAAGGUGAUCUUGAUUUGUUUGUUAAAAGUCUCCCAGGGAAAGGAAGUGACGUAGAAUCCAUAGUGGUGGUUGCGCCCAGCUUCAUUUACUCUCAAAACACACCACUACCACUACAGGGUGAAGAUCGUGUCUCGACUCGAUUUACUGCGCUAUUGGGAAGUUAGACUAAGCCAAGGAUUGACAGAUUUUAUCUUUCWAAGUAAUUCAGUGCCAUGAUAGAAAAUAGCGACACUCAUGUUGUUCUGGAGUGAGAAAUUCAAGCUGUAUUGGAAUGGAGUCGAGACGGACUGGUCAAGCCGAAAAUGGCCACGCGAAUGACUCUCGUUGGCAAGAUGACUAUGAUGAAUCAAUAAUCAACGAGUUAUUACAAGGCAGAGAAGAUCCUUCGCUUAAAGGUCUUGAUAUGGGACUCAUAAAGCGAGAUACAUUCGAGAGAACUCGGUCGGCAAUGGCGGCUAUUAACCCAACAAUUGCAAGUAAAGUUUUACCCAAGACUGUUAACCAAUCUCGUGAAGAAAAAGCAGCCAUUUGYAUUCAGUCACAUGUCAGGGGUUUUCUGGCAAGGCGUCUUUAUAUCGAUCUUCUUUAUGAGCAAUAUGAAAAGGAGGAGCAGGAAAGACUUGAGAGGGAAAGACAACAAGUUGAGGAAGGAGAACUCCUUGUAGAAAACUAUAGAUUACAAACAGAAAUGAAUGACAAUACCUGUAUCAGGAGAAAUCAAAGAAGAAGUUUGGAUUGUACUGCUGUAACAAUUCAAAGAGCAUGGCGAGAUUAYAGAAGAAAGAAAUAUCAAGAUAGCAUCAAAUUACCCAUUCAAGCAUCAAACCCUUUAUCAUCAGUAGUUGAUAACAUAGAAACAAACCUUAUGAUAAGAACAAAUCCUUUUCAAAAAAUAAAUAAUCAUGAAGAUUAUAAUGAAGAAGAAGAAGAGGAUCAAAAUGAUAUUUUUAAUGACAGUCUUGAGCARGCAACUGAGGACCUUCUAAGACCACACCUGUCAGCAACGUCUGAUUUUGAUUAUCAUGAUAGUGAAAUCUCAGAGUAUAGUCCAACUGACAUWGAYACCAUGGAGUUUCCUUCACCCACAACAGACUGGGAAUCAAUAGAAUCUUGUUUAAACUCAAAAGGAGAAAAUCARGACAAUCAAAACUUGGAAUCUUCAGAUUUAACUGAUAAAAGAUUAACAGACUUCAGUAUAAAAGCAAGCGACCUCAAAAUUUGUUUUGUGGAUGAUGCRUUAAGUGAUGAUGGYGAUGAAGAUGGGUUAGAUAUCAAAGAAUAUGUUAUAGAUAAACAAGAAAUUGAAGAUGAAGAGAAAAGAGACUCUGGUUGUGUUGCUGGUGAUGAGGAGGAAAAGGAAUCAUUUCGUAUUAAGACUGUUAGCCCUGAUGAACUUGUUAAUACUUCACUGUCUGAGCAAGAGUCUCAGCAUGUGAUGUUAGAGCUAUCAAGACAUGAACAAAACCAGGAAAAGAAACUAACUGUACAGGGCUGGACAGUUGAAAAGUUACAAACGCUAAUGCUUCAUGAGAUAAGAGCUCUGARGGAAAACUUAUCACAGUUAAUACAAGCACAAAAUGAGGUUCUUGUAAGAGAAUUGAUGAUGAGAGAUGCACUCCACCUCAAGCAGGAUUCUAUGUUGUUAGAGGUUGAGGAUACAACUAAAAAUGAGGAACAAGAGAGCACAAGCAGCUGAUGCUAAUUAAACUCAUUAAUAAACCACAAUAUUAGCUGUACAUAAUAGAUUGAUUAUAAUCAUUCAAUAAUUAAUUAAUUAUUAUCAUUGUAUGUUGAUGUCUAUACCCAUACUUUGUAAUCUUACCCUCUAAUAUCAAUAAAUGAUAAUAAUUUUAUGGCCAUUUACUUCUGUAAAUGUGCCUGUGGGUCCAUUUCUUGAAAGUCAUUGUUUGUUUUAACACCGAUAUUAAACCUAAAUUGUUAUAUUUUAUAAGAAAAUAAACCUUUCUUUAAUAUUUGUGGUUAUGUUGGAAAUGUUUCUGGCUAUAAAAUAACAAAAAAAAAAUAUUUUGACAACAACUUUACAUUUGUCAAAGGCAGCAAUAUUGUAGUCUGUAUGGAUGAUAUAUGUCUGAAAAAAGUGUGAAUGUUUGAAAAAGGGAUGGAUGUACCAGGCCUGUAAGCUGUGUCGAAAAUCAUGGGGUUCAUUCCCAAGUAGCACAGACCUUUAUCAUAUGACAUUUCACAUGUUGCUAAUUCAAGUGUUUCAUCUCAGUAGAAUGCUGAAUGCAGGGUAACACACAAAUGUUUUUUGUUGUUGUCGAAUACAACAAAGGCGCUUUUUGGUCUGUUUGGGAAUUACUUGAACCUCCGCAACCUGCAGGCCUGUGAACAGACCAAGGAGUGAAUAUCUGACAAAAUGAAUAAGUUAUAAAAUCAAUGAUUCAUAGAUGAAUAACAUGAAGCACACAGAACAAUGAAAAGUCGAUUAAAAAUGAAAGAAUGGAUGUAAAGAUGAAUGAGAGACUACAUAAUGACAGACAUUUUACACUUAACACAUCUGAUUGAAACUGACUCCCAACCCUCGGGUAAUACUGGAAAAGUCACAUUUCCUUAUUUGMCCUGUUGCCUCCCUGUGGGAUGAUGUCAUUAAAAAAGCRUAACAUCCCCUGCUCUAGUGUAUAAAUUUAAUAACAUUCCCUAACUUUCAUGAAAUGACCCAGGCUAUGCAACAAUCUGUUAACAAGAAAAAAUAAAAUAAAAUUGAUUAGUGGUUUUAAUCUAUAAAAUUAAUCUG
Exaiptasia diaphana is the source of this 2880-nucleotide messenger RNA. RefSeq lists its product as uncharacterized. Gene Ontology annotation, molecular function: protein binding. Bases 397 to 1821 code for a protein of 474 amino acids. Gene Ontology annotation, biological process: positive regulation of hippo signaling. The record is from RefSeq and is a predicted model, not a curated record. Lineage: Eukaryota; Metazoa; Cnidaria; Anthozoa; Actiniaria; Aiptasiidae. The transcript is spliced from 8 exons. Gene Ontology annotation, cellular component: plasma membrane; cell junction.